AGAAAGAGAGAGAGAGAGUGAGUGAGUGAGUGAGAGUGCGCUGUCACCGUGUGUCAGGGCUCAGCUGUCACCCUCGCCCAUACCGAUCGGAUUCCCUUAUCGUAGCAGUUUCAGUCAGUUUUAUUUUCACCGCGCGGAUCGGAUGCGCACUCAGUCAUCGUCGCAGCGGUGCGCCGCGAGAGUGUGCCGCUGACAUUAUGACCCACGCGUUUCGGGGACCCGUGCGUGGACGCGACGAGGAUCGCUACUACGCGGUGGCAGUGGCAACGCGAUAAGGAGGCUACGCGCGCCACGGUGACCGCUGUCUUGCUGCCGAGCAGCCGGGGAACGCGACGAAGGGAGGCUGCGACGAUAACGCGCGAGGUGAACCGCUCUCGGCGGGCGGAGCGGCGGGCGAUAAUCCUUCGCCGCCGCGAGGCGGCCGAAAGGUCGCGGGUUCACGAUCGCCGCCCUCCCCGGUCGUCCGGAGAAUGACGACGAUUCGGCGGGGCGUCUGACGCGGGCGACACGGCGGUGGCGGCGGUGGCGGUGGCAGUGGCGGCGACGACGACGACAACGACGACGACGACGGCGAGGACCGCGAGGACGGCGGCGGCGACAGUAAUUCCUCCCAGUGCGCCGGAGGACGACGACGAGUCGCGAUCCGUCCCGAUCUCGAUCGGUCGGAGAAGGAGUAGUAGUAGUAGCAGUAGUAGUAGUAGUAGUAGUCGGUCGCGCGCGCCCGGACGAGGACGACGACGACGACGACGAAGAACAGUGAGGGGCCACGCGAAUGUGAGCUGCCUCACCACCGCGGGUGGUGGUGAACCUGAGACAUCUCCUCCCCCCUUUCCCCUUUCCUCCCCUCCCCCCGGCGAUACAGUGCGUGUGCCCGCGUCUGUGAUAUACGCGGAGAUAUAAGAUUUAUUACGAAACUGUGUGUCGUACGCGGCGAGAAGCUGCAACAAGAUGCCGCUCUUCGGGAAGAAGGAGAACAAGAAGAUCAAGAAGGACGGCAAGGACGACCGAUCGCCCUCCGUCGAGGACAAGUACAUCCUGAAGGACCUGCUGGGAACGGGUGCAUUCUCUGAAGUGAGGCUGGCGGAGAGUAAAGAGAAGCCAGGCCAAAUGUUUGCCGUAAAGAUCAUCGACAAGAAGGCACUAAAGGGCAAGGAAGAUUCGUUAGAAAACGAAAUUAAAGUUUUGCGAAGGUUCAGUGAAAGUGCGACACCACAGAGUGGUGACGGAUCACUCAAGUCGGAUAGUAGUGGCGAAAAGAGAUGGCUAACCCACCCUAAUAUCGUUCAAUUGCUGGAGACAUUCGAGGACAAGCACAAAGUCUACUUAGUUAUGGAGUUGGUCACCGGAGGGGAGUUAUUCGAUCGGAUUGUCGAGAAGGGUUCGUAUACAGAAAAGGACGCGUCCGGUUUAAUAAGACAAGUGCUCGAAGCGGUGGACUAUAUGCACGAGCAGGGUGUCGUUCACAGAGAUCUUAAACCGGAGAAUCUCCUGUAUUACAGUCCAGAUGAGGACAGCAAGAUCAUGAUCAGCGAUUUCGGCCUAUCAAAAAUGGAAGAUUCUGGGAUUAUGGCAACCGCUUGUGGCACGCCGGGAUAUGUCGCACCCGAGGUUCUGGCGCAGAAACCAUACGGCAAAGCGGUUGAUGUGUGGAGUAUAGGAGUCAUCUCGUAUAUUUUGCUGUGCGGAUAUCCUCCGUUUUACGACGAAAAUGACGCCAAUCUGUUUGCACAAAUUCUGAGAGGUGAAUUUGAAUUUGACUCGCCAUACUGGGAUGAUAUCAGCGCUUCUGCAAAGGAUUUCAUUGGAAAGCUGAUGUGCGUCAACGUCGAGGAACGUUACACAUGCAAACAAGCUCUUGCACAUCCCUGGAUUUCCGGCAACGCGGCUAGUAAUAAAAACAUUCAUGGUACUGUAUCCGAACAACUUAAAAAGAACUUUGCCAAGUCGAGAUGGAAGCAAGCGUAUCAUGCAGCUACGGUUAUACGUCAAAUGCAACGGCUAGCGCUAAACAGUGGCCAGCAACAGCAACAGCAGGAAGGUACAGGUUCAAUCGGUCCCUCCAGCGGCAACCCAACGCAAUAUCGAGAGCAAGUCAACUACAACCAACACACGGGGCCGUUGGGGCCGACGCCGCCUUCAAGCAAUCUCAGCAAUUGAAGCAGACGCGCGAGCGUAUGCUCAAUGUGUCAAGCCUGAUGUUUUACGAAUCUCACUUUUCACUCCAUUCUAAUCAUUCGUCGCCGCUAUACAUGUGCAACAAAACGCUUCAAGCUGUGGGGCAGCACACGCACCGCUCUGUCCACU
Molecule: messenger RNA, 2304 nt
Organism: Monomorium pharaonis (pharaoh ant)
Lineage: Eukaryota; Metazoa; Arthropoda; Insecta; Hymenoptera; Formicidae
Gene: CaMKI
Product: calcium/calmodulin-dependent protein kinase type 1
Exons: 9
Coding region: 949-2157 (402 amino acids)
Biological process (GO): protein phosphorylation
Molecular function (GO): calcium/calmodulin-dependent protein kinase activity; calmodulin binding; ATP binding
Source: RefSeq, a predicted model, not a curated record